Messenger RNA from Paramecium pentaurelia, 1046 nucleotides. Lineage: Eukaryota; Ciliophora; Oligohymenophorea; Peniculida; Parameciidae. The record is from the annotation of a GenBank genome assembly.
AUGUUCCAAUCUUAACUCUAUCAAUUUAAAUUGAAGACUAAAAUGAUCAAUCCUUGUAAAUAAAACAAUACAAUUAUUAGUUGACAUAAAAUAAGAAUUUAAAUUUUUGAACAAUACUCAAUAAUAAUGUACAUUGUAUUCAAAAUAAUAAUUAAAUCGAUCGACUUAUCUAAUGAGAUUUGGUAAUUCUUUGAAAUUUCGUAAUAAGCAAUUUCAUAAUAAGAUAAAUGUCUAGGUACUCGUAUUGGAUAGUAAAUUUCAUUAAAUGAUCCUAAAUUUGAUAUCAAUACAACGAGAUAUUAUUGUCCCAUUUCGAGAAUUGAUGAUGUAGGUAUGUUUGAUUUAUUGGUCCAUGCCAUUUAUACAGAAAUAAGAACUUUUCCACUCACAUUACAACAUUAAAUGUGAUAAUUGCAAUUAAGAUAGGAUGGGCAUAUUCUUAAUAUUAAUGGACCUUUCACUAAUUACCUUUAUCAUGGAUAUGGUACAAUAGAAGUCCCUAAAUAUAAUAUAAAUAAUAAUUACUUAUAUUUUGGCAUAGUUGCAGAAUCAUCAGCAAUUGCAGCUUUUUUCCAAGUUAUUUUCUAUUAACUAUUAAUAAUAGUUAAUAGAAGGUAUAGCUAUCAAUGGUGAUAAUACACAUAUAGGAUUACUUUAUUUGGCUGACACUCUUGAUGAAUUAGUUCUGAUGGAAGAACUAAUUUGGUAUAUGGAGGAGAAAAAGAUAAAUGCUACAUUUUUACUAAGAAAUGAACAAAAUUCAAUAGGAAAAGUUUUUAGUGGUCCUAAGGGUUAAUUAAAAACUAUAUAUAUUUGUAAUAGUAUUUACCAUAACCAAAUGAUUAAACAUUAAUCCUUGUUUGUGGUAGUAGGUAUUAAUUAUUCAAUUUUAUUUAGGGCUUUUAAAAAAGAAACUAAAUAAUAAUUGGAAUAUAUCAAUCACCAAAAUAUAGCCAUAAUUUGAUUAUAUAUUAUUAAAUAUUAUAUUAUAAAAUAUUAUAUUUAAUUAUGAUAUUAUUAAAUUAAAUCUAAUUAAUUAACUGUGA